Molecule: messenger RNA, 420 nt
Organism: Hippoglossus stenolepis (Pacific halibut)
Lineage: Eukaryota; Metazoa; Chordata; Actinopteri; Pleuronectiformes; Pleuronectidae
Product: sterile alpha motif domain-containing protein 12
Exons: 4
Coding region: 75-353 (92 amino acids)
Biological process (GO): cell surface receptor protein tyrosine kinase signaling pathway
Cellular component (GO): cytoplasmic side of plasma membrane
Molecular function (GO): protein binding
Source: RefSeq, a predicted model, not a curated record
GUGCGCACGGAGGAUGUGUCGAGAGCGCGCCUCCGUGGUGGGCGGAGCCUGUUGCAACAUACCUGGACAGGGUGAUGGACCUGUCAAAGCGAGUGUCGUUAUGGACGGUGGAGGACGUGUUGGAGUGGGUGCAGGAGCAGUGUCCAGCCCAUGUGAACACGCUGCAGAAAGCCAUCAUCAAACACUCUAUCUCAGGCCGAGCGUUGCUGAGAUUAAAGGAGCAUCACCUGGAGCUUCUCGGGGUGGAAGCCGAGGAGCAGCAGCAGGAGAUCCUGCAGGACCUCCUCCUCCUCCGAGUUCAGGAGGAAAUCAAUGAACUCACUGACAUCUGCUCUGACUGUUUCUCUUCGUAGCAGAAGAUAAAUCUUCAGACAAGAAAUGCUGCUUACAUUUUUUUUUAUUAUUAUUUUUUUAUACAUU